This is a messenger RNA of Sphaerodactylus townsendi, 2719 nucleotides long. Its product is annotated as neuronal acetylcholine receptor subunit alpha-7-like. Gene Ontology annotation, molecular function: acetylcholine-gated monoatomic cation-selective channel activity; transmembrane signaling receptor activity. The coding region runs from base 254 to 1771 and encodes 505 amino acids. The transcript is spliced from 10 exons. Gene Ontology annotation, cellular component: synapse; postsynaptic membrane; neuron projection. Gene Ontology annotation, biological process: signal transduction; monoatomic ion transmembrane transport; regulation of membrane potential. Lineage: Eukaryota; Metazoa; Chordata; Lepidosauria; Squamata; Sphaerodactylidae. The record is from RefSeq and is a predicted model, not a curated record.
CUUCCGCUGGGCAAGCGCCUCUCCGCUCCUCCCUCCUCCCCGAAGCGAGGGAGCCGCGAGCGCCCGCCCCAAUCCCCGGGUCUUCCGCCGGCCCCUCCGCCCCACGCGGCGCUGCUGCUGCUGCUGCCAGCCUUCACCAACCCGCCGCCCGCCCUCCCGCCCGCCUCCCUGCCAGGCGCCGGCGAAGCCAGCAGAGCCGAGCGAGCGAGCGCCAUGCAGGAGCCGAGCGACUAGCGGGCCGCUGCCGCCGGGGAUGGGGCCGGGGCCGGCCGCGGGACUCUUGGCCCUGGGCGCCGGCCUGCUCCUGUUGCUGCUGCUCUGCCCAGGCUCCCGGGGAGGGAACUACCAGCGCCAACUGCUGAAGGAAUUGAUGGAAGAUUACAUCCCCUUGGAAAGGCCAGUCAGCAAUGACGCGCACCCCCUAACCGUCUACUUCACUCUCAGUCUCAUGCAGAUUAUGGACGUGGAUGAGAAGAACCAGGUGUUGACCACCAACAUCUGGCUGCAGAUGUACUGGUACGAUCACUAUCUGCGAUGGAACGAAUCAGAAUAUCCCGGGGUGAAGACUCUUCGCUUCUCUGCCGACCGGAUCUGGAAGCCUGACAUCCUCUUGUACAACAGUGCCAACGAAGACUUUGAUUCCACUUUCCACACGAACAUCCUGGUCAACUCUAGCGGCUACUGCCAGUGGCUGCCACCAGGCAUCUUGAAGAGCACGUGCCGAAUCGAUGUGCGCUGGUUCCCCUUCGACACCCAGAAGUGCGACCUCAAAUUCGGCUCUUGGACUUAUGAUGGGUGGCUGCUGGAUUUGCGCAUGAAGGAGGCGGACACAUCUGGCUACGUCGCCAACGGAGAGUGGGACCUAGUGGGUGUGCCCGGCAGUGAGAACAAAGCUUUCUACGAAUGCUGCCGGGAGCCCUACCUGGACGUCACCUUUGUGGUGACGAUGCGUCGCAGGACCUUGUACUACGCGCUCAACAUGUUGGUGCCCUGCCUGCUGCUCUCCGCCAUGACCUUCCUUGUCUUCCUGCUCCCAGCUGACUCUGGGGAAAAGAUCUCUUUGGGGAUCACGGUCCUUCUGUCACUCACGGUCUUCAUGCUGCUGGUGGCAGAGGUCAUGCCGGCCACGUCGGACUCCGUCCCGCUCAUUGGGCAAUACUUUGCUACCACCAUGGGAAUGGUUGGUUUGUCUGUGGUCGCCACUGUCUUCGUGCUCCAGUACCAUCACCACGACCCCGACGGUGGCUGCAUGCCCCGAUGGGUGCAAGUGGUUGUGUUGCGCUGGGGCGCGUGGCUGCUGCGCAUGCGCCAGCCUGGGGAGGAGCCGGUGGGGCGACCCCACUGCACCCCCAGCCUGCUCAGCUGCAGUUCUGACAACAGCCAAAGCAGUGCCACGCCGAAACCGCAAGGCUCCCCAGCGGUGGCCAACGGCAACCUUCCUUACACGGGCAGCCCGGUGGUGGCGCUAUCUGCCAAGCCUCCUGAGGUGCCGCGGCCUUUUCUGCCAUCCCCCGAGCCAUCCCCCUCUACCCCGGAGGAGCUACUCAGUGUCCCUGAGCUGGGCCGCAUCCUGGAGGAACUACGUUACGUGGCUCAGUACUUCCGGGGGCGGGACGCCGCCCAGGCCGCCUGCUCCCAGUGGAAGUUUGCUGGGGCCGUCCUCGACCGCCUCUGCUUGAUCACCUUUGCCCUCAUCCACAUUGUCUGCUCCAUCGGGAUCCUCAUGGCGGCCCCCAACUUUGCUGAGGCCAUCACGAAGGACUUCCUAUGAAGCCCCGGCAACAGACCCCCCUGAAGCGACGUGGUGGGCAUGGCCAUGGUAGUGGGAUGGGCGUGGCUGGAGACGCCACCGGCCUGCCAGGCUUUGCCAAGGGCAGUAGGCCUCGCAUGCAUUGGCGUUCUCAACCCUACAGGGACGGGCCUCUCAAGGCAGUCCACUGAACACCACAGUCUACCCGGCAUGCUGAAAGGGAUCUCGCUGUCUCCCCCCAGUUCGCCCAAGUAGGGUUCCCAGCUCCAGGAUGGGAAAUGCCUGGAGAUUUCGGGGUGGAGCAUGGGGAGAGUGAAAUUUGGGGCGAGGAAGAAGAAGAAGAAGAGUUUGGAUGUAUAUGCCCCCUUUCUCUCCUGCAGGAGACUCAAAGGGGCUUACAAUCUCCUUCCCCCCUCACAACAAACACCCUGUGAGGUGGGUGGGGCUGAGAGAGCUCCGAGAAGCUGUGACUAGCUCAAGGUCACCCAGCUGGCCUGUGUGGGAGUGUGCAGGCAAAUCUGAAUUCCCCAGAUAAGGACCUCAUUGAGGUGUAAUACCAUAGAGGCCACCCUCCAAAGGAGCCCUUUCCUCCAGUGGGACUGGUCCCUGUAGUCUGGAGAUCAGUGGAAAUUCCAGGAAGGCUUCGGCCUCCACCUGGUGGUUGGUGACCCUACCAAAGACAGAAGAUUCUUCCCCUCUGAAUUUGUACCCUGCUCCUUUUUGUGACCGUGCAGAACACUUUUUUUAAAGUAUGAGGAGCUCCAAAAUCCAGGAGCCGGAGGGUUGUGUUUUUUUUAAACAUGAGGCAGGAGGCAAAUUUAAGGGAAGGAACCUCGACUAGGCCCCGUGCCUCUCCUUGUGAACCGUGGCCAUGGAUGCUGGGGCCGUUUUCAGCCUGUGAGAUGGAAACCCGUUUACCUCAGCGUUCUUGUGAGGGCAGAAAAGCAAUAAAGUUUCUGAAGCACUUUG